Molecule: messenger RNA, 763 nt
Organism: Raphanus sativus (radish)
Lineage: Eukaryota; Viridiplantae; Streptophyta; Magnoliopsida; Brassicales; Brassicaceae
Product: protein translation factor SUI1 homolog 1-like
Exons: 5
Coding region: 202-543 (113 amino acids)
Biological process (GO): translational initiation
Molecular function (GO): RNA binding; translation initiation factor activity
Source: RefSeq, a predicted model, not a curated record
CGAAGCCCAAGUCCACAUUGAAAAUAUUAUUUGAGACUACGUCUUCCUCUCUUUCCCCUCCACCGAAACAGAAGUUGCAUACUUUAUCCGAAUCUAGGGUUUCAUUCUUCUCUUCUCCCGAUAAAUCAGAUCCUCGAAACGCUACUCCUCGAAUCAGGUCUCAGUUUCUCUGUCGUUUGCCCAUCAGAUCAACAAAGUUUCAUGUCUGAACUUGAUUCCCAGGUCCCUACUGCCUUCGACCCGUUUGCUGAUGUGGAUGCUGAGGACUCAGGUGCGGGAACAAAGGAGUACGUCCACAUACGUGUCCAGCAGCGGAAUGGUAGAAAAAGCUUGACAACAGUCCAGGGGCUGAAGAAAGAGUAUAGUUACAGCAAGAUACUUAAGGACCUCAAGAAGGAGUUUUGUUGCAACGGAACUGUGGUUCAAGACUCUGAACUCGGACAGGUUAUUCAGCUUCAAGGCGACCAGAGGAAGAACGUAUCCACGUUCCUAGUCCAGGCUGGCCUUGUGAAGAAGGACAACAUCAAGAUCCAUGGUUUCUGAGCUGCUUGUGUUACAUUUCCCCUAGGCCGUUUGCUACAUUCUGCUCUAGUGGAUCAUUACUGUUAUCCUCCCUGUUCCAAAACAUUUCUUCAACUUUCAUCUUUGAUCAAUUGUUACUGUUUUUUUUUUAUAUUCGCAAUAUGAUACUAAGAGACUACCAUCUUAUGUACUUUGGGUUUGCCACUUCUUUAAUAUGAAAAAUUUAAGAAAUCUUCAUUAA